Penicilliopsis zonata CBS 506.65 is the source of this 4266-nucleotide messenger RNA. RefSeq lists its product as hypothetical. NCBI's taxonomy places the organism in Eukaryota, Fungi, Ascomycota, Eurotiomycetes, Eurotiales, Aspergillaceae. Gene Ontology annotation, molecular function: ATP hydrolysis activity; ATP binding; ABC-type transporter activity. The record is from RefSeq and is a predicted model, not a curated record. Gene Ontology annotation, biological process: transmembrane transport. Bases 1 to 4266 code for a protein of 1421 amino acids. Gene Ontology annotation, cellular component: membrane. The transcript has 2 exons.
AUGGAUCCAGCCGGUGGCAGUGAGAUCCGCGACGACACCGAUAGUGCCGUCACGGUGCGUCCCGACGCUGCUCUCCCAACCUACGAGAAUGAAGACAAAACGAUGGUCUCCCCAUCCAGUCGGGCAGAGGACUGGGCAAUGAUGGACGAGGUACGCCGCCGGCACGACCGCGAGAUCGCCUCGGGCAGCAAGCCGCGCGAGCUGGGCGUGACGUGGAAAGAUCUCACCGUCGAGGUGGUCAGCGCCGAGGCUGCUAUCAACGAGAACGUCUUCUCGCAGUUCCAUAUCCCUCGCAACAUCCGUGAGUCUCGUCACAAGCCCCCCCUGCACACCAUCCUCGACAACAGCCACGGCUGCGUCCGCCCGGGCGAGAUGCUGCUCGUGUUGGGCCGCCCAGGCUCGGGCUGCACCACACUACUCAAGAUGCUCGCCAACCGUCGUCGCGGUUACCUGAAUGUCCGUGGUGAUGUGCACUUUGGCGCUCUGUCGCACGACGAGGCUGCCCCGUACCGCGGCCAGAUCGUCAUGAACACAGAGGACGAGUUGUUCUUCCCGACCCUGACCGUCGGCCAGACGAUGGACUUUGCCACGCGCCUCAAGGUGCCUAGUCGGCUGCCUCAGGGGGUCGACUCGCAUGUCGAGUACCAGCGCGGCAGCAAGGAAUUCCUCCUCGAGGCACUACGCAUCUCCCACACGCAUGACACAAAGGUCGGCAACGAGUACGUGCGUGGUGUCUCGGGCGGCGAGCGCAAGCGUGUCUCCAUCGUCGAAUGUAUGGCGACCCGCGGAUCCGUGUUUUGUUGGGACAACAGCACCCGCGGCCUUGACGCCAGCACGGCUCUCGAGUGGACCAAGGCCAUCCGCGCCAUGACGGACGUCCUGGGUCUGUCCACAAUCGUCACCCUCUACCAGGCGGGGAACGGCAUCUACGAUCUCUUCGACAAGGUUCUCGUGCUGGACGAGGGCAAGCAGGUGUUCUAUGGACCCCUAGCUGAGGCCCGUCCCUUCAUGGAAGAACAGGGCUUCAUCUGUGGCGAGGGCGCCAACGUCGCUGACUUCCUGACUGGUGUCACUGUACCUACCGAGCGCCAGAUCCGCUCCGGCUACGAGCAGCGCUUCCCACGCACUGCCGACCAGCUCCGUAUCGAGUACGAGAAGUCGUCUAUCCGCGAGCGGAUGGCCGCCGAGUACGACUAUCCGACCUCCGACCUCGCCCGCGAGCGUACUGACAACUUCCGGCACGCUUUCGCCGAGGAUCGCGCCAAAGACUUGGCCAAAGACAGCCCCUGGACGGUUGGGAUCGUGGACCAGGUCAAGGCCUGCAUCCGCCGCCAGUACCAGAUCCUGUGGGGUGACAAGGCGGCCUUCAUCAUCAAGCAAGUCUCGACCUUGGUCCAGGCCUUGAUCGCCGGCUCCCUCUUCUACAACGCGCCCAACAAUUCCGGUGGCCUCUUCGUCAAGUCCGGCGCCCUGUUCUUCUCGCUCCUUUACAACAGUCUGCUUUCCAUGUCUGAAGUCACCGAGUCCUUCAACGGUCGUCCGGUCCUGGUCAAGCACAAGGGUUUCGCCAUGUUCCACCCGGCCGCCUUCUGUUUCGCCCAGAUCGCAGCCGACAUUCCCGUCCUCCUCUUCCAGAUCAGCAUCUUUGCCAUCGUCAUUUACUUCAUGGUCGGCCUUACCAUGACGGCCGGUGCCUUCUUCACCUACUGGGUCAUGAUUUUUGCAACCACCAUGUGUAUGACAGCGUUAUUCCGCGCCAUCGGUGCUUUGUUCUCUACCUUUGACGGGGCCUCCAAGGUGUCUGGCUUCCUCAUCGCCGCCGUCAUCAUGUACACCGGGUACAUGAUCACCAAGCCUCACAUGCACCCGUGGUUCGUUUGGAUGUACUGGAUCGACCCCCUGGCCUAUGCCUUUGAAGCGGUCCUGGCCAACGAGUUCCACGGCAAGAUCAUCCCCUGCGUCGGUGACAAUCUGGUUCCCAAUGGGCCUGGCUACACGGACUCUGCCUACCAGGCGUGCGCGGGCGUCGGGGGCGCAUCCCCGGGAAGCAUCUCACUCACCGGCGACGAAUACCUGGCCUCGCUGUCCUACAGCUAUUCGCAUCUGUGGCGCAAUUUCGGCAUCGUCUGGGCGUGGUGGGCUCUCUUCGUCGCCGUCACGGUCGUCGCUACUUCGAAAUGGCAUUCUCCGUCUGAGAGCGGAUCCGUGCUGCUCAUCCCGCGUGAAAAGCUGGAGCGCCAUCAGCAGACGCUGGGUGUCAUCACUGACGAGGAAUCCCAGGGUUCCAAGAAGGUCGCAGCCGCCGACGAUCAGGAGCUGCAGUCGGACAGCAGCGUCGAGGCACAACUCGUCCGCAACUCGUCGGUCUUCACCUGGCGCAACCUGACCUACACUGUUAAAACCUCCUCGGGAGACCGUGUGUUACUUGAUAACGUCCACGGCUGGGUCAAACCGGGCAUGCUGGGCGCUCUGAUGGGAGCCUCGGGCGCAGGUAAGACGACUCUGCUGGACGUGCUGGCCCAACGCAAGACCGAGGGUACCAUUCGGGGCUCCAUCAUGGUUGACGGACGACCCCUGCCGGUCUCCUUCCAGCGGUCUGCAGGCUACUGCGAGCAACUCGACGUUCACGAGCCGUUUGCCACGGUGCGCGAGGCGCUGGAAUUCUCUGCCCUCCUCCGGCAGCCGCGCGAAGUGCCCCGCGAGGAGAAGUUGCGAUACGUCGACACGAUCAUCGACCUCCUGGAGCUGCACGACCUGGCUGACACGCUGAUCGGGCGGGUGGGCGCCGGCCUCAGCGUUGAACAGCGCAAGCGGUUGACCAUCGGCGUCGAGCUGGUGGCCAAGCCGAGCAUCCUGAUCUUCCUGGACGAACCGACCUCCGGUCUGGACGGCCAAUCGGCCUACAACACGGUGCGGUUUCUGCGCAAGCUGGCGGACGUGGGCCAGGCGGUGCUGGUGACCAUCCACCAGCCGUCGGCGCAGCUGUUUGCCCAGUUCGAUACUCUCUUGCUGCUGGCCAAGGGCGGUCGCACUGUCUACUUUGGCGACAUUGGCGACAACGGAGAGAUCGUCAAGAACUACUUUGCCCGCUACGGUGCCUCCUGUCCGACUGGGACCAACCCGGCGGAGCAUAUGAUCGAUGUGGUCUCGGGCCAUCUGUCGCAGGGCCGCGACUGGCACCAGGUCUGGCUCGACUCGCCGGAAAGCAGCGAGAGGCUGGCCAAGCUGGACCAGAUCGUCGCAGACGCCGCAGCCAAGCCCCUGGCCACACAGGAUGACGGAUUCGAGUUCGCGAUGCCGCUCGGGGCGCAGACACAGAUCGUGACGGCGCGGAUGGGGCGGGCGCUGUUCCGCAACACGGACUACAUCAACAACAAGUUUGCGCUGCACAUCGGCUCGGCGCUAUUCAACGGCUUCUCCUUCUGGAUGAUCGGCGACAGCGUGUCGGACCUGCAGCUGCGGCUGUUCACGGUCUUCAACUUCAUCUUCGUGGCCCCCGGCGUGAUCAACCAGCUGCAGCCGCUGUUCAUCGAGCGGCGCGACCUGUACGACACGCGCGAGAAGAAGGCGCGCAUGUACUCGUGGAAGGCGUUUGUGACGGCGCUGGUGCUGUCGGAGAUGCCGUACCUGUGCGUGUGCGCCGUGUUGUACUUUGUCUGCUGGUACUACACGGUGGGCUUCUCGAGCGACUCGCACCGCGCGGGCGGCACCUUCUUCAUCAUGCUCAUGUACGAGUUCAUGUACACGGGCAUCGGCCAGUUCGUGGCCGCGUACGCGCCCAACGCCCUCUUCGCCGCGCUGACCAACCCGGUCAUCAUCGGCACGCUGGUCUCCUUCUGCGGCGUGCUGGUCCCCUACGCCCAGAUCCAGGCCUUCUGGCGCUACUGGAUCUACUGGAUCAAUCCCUUCAACUACAUGAUCGGGGGUAUGCUCGUCUUCGACGUCUACGACACCCCCGUGCGCUGUGCCGCCGACGAGUUUGCCGUCUUCGACCCCCCGGCCAACAUGACCUGCGGCGACUACCUGGCCGAGUACAUGGAGGGCAUCGGCGCCCGCAUGAACCUGACCAACCCGGCCGCCACGGCGAGCUGCCAUGUCUGCGAGUACCGCCGCGGCAGCGACUAUCUCACCACCAUCAACCUCAACGACUACUACUACGGCUGGCGCGAUGCCGGGAUCGUCGUCAUCUUCGUCCUCAGCUCCUACUCCCUGGUGUAUCUGUUGAUGAGACUGCGCACCAAGGCGUCCAAAAAGGCAGAAGCAUGA